AAUCUCCAGGAAUUCCAUGUGCAAUCUCAAAUCCUCCUACUAAGGAAGAUUUAGAGGAUUACGCGCAUAAACAAUGGGAGGAUGUUUUGCUGCUGCUAGCAAAGCCAGCCAUUGAUUCAGAACCUUCUAAAAGUUGGCUGAUAAACAUUUUAAAGCAGGCUGGUCUCCUGAUAAGUGACAGAGAUUCAUCACAAAAGUUAACAGAAAAAGGCUUUCAAUUCCUUCUUGUGGAUAUAACCUGUCAACUUUGGCACGUUGUUAAAGAAUACAUUUUAAUAAAUAAGGGAGGAGCAACCAUAGAUUUGAUUUCUUUUCUCCUUGAGCUUGAGUUUUACACUACAGGAAAGCCUUACAAUAUCGAUGGUCUCAAAAUGCAAUAUAAUGUUGUAGAGGAGCUUGCUACAUUUGGUUUAGUCAAAUAUCAGAAGAAAGAGAGGUGCUUUAUCCCCACGAAAUUGGCCAUGAUUUUGGCAGCAAGCUUCUCAGGGCCAUGUACCCAAAAACUAGCCAAGGGAUUUAUGAUUGUGGAGACAAACUUCAAGCUUUAUGGAUACUCAACUUCGAAGUUGCAUUAUCAGAUUUUAAAUUAUUUUGCAAGGAUCGAGAAUCAACUACCCAAUCUCAUUGUUGGAAUUCUAACAAGAGAAUCAUUAUAUGCAGCAUUUGAUUGUGGUAUUACAGCAGAACAGAUCAUUGAAUUUCUAUCUAAGAAUGCACACCCACGUAUAGCAAAUCGGGAAAGUGCAGUACCUACUAAUGUGACUGACCAGCUUAAACUUUGGGAGAGAGAAAAAAAUAGAGUUGACAUCACUCCUGCUUGUAUAUACACUGAUUUUCCUACACAAGGAUUCUUCGAGAGAAGCGUCAAACAUGCAAGAGAAACUAAAGCAUUAUUGUGGAAGCACGGUGAAAGAACACAGCUUGUUGUUAUUCAAGAAAAAGAUAAUGAAAUGCGAACCUUCAUGAAAGCUAAUGCUGCUUCCUGUAAAUAAGAAAGACCCAAGUUAAUUUUGUACCACAAGAGAUCAUCUUGUUUGUAGAGAACUAUGAUAUCAGAAAUUUAUUCUGCCAUACUGAUGAAAUGAUAAAACAAGUUGUUUGCUAACAUUCUGAUUUGUGGAAAUUUCAAAUGGUAUUUGAAGAUGAGUUUAAGUGUUGUAUAUCAUGAUUUAGUGUCCUCAUUUCGAGUGCUAGACAUAACUAUUUUA
Molecule: messenger RNA, 1208 nt
Organism: Cryptomeria japonica (Japanese cedar)
Lineage: Eukaryota; Viridiplantae; Streptophyta; Pinopsida; Cupressales; Cupressaceae
Product: general transcription and DNA repair factor IIH subunit TFB2
Exons: 12
Coding region: 372-992 (206 amino acids)
Biological process (GO): nucleotide-excision repair
Cellular component (GO): transcription factor TFIIH holo complex; transcription factor TFIIH core complex
Molecular function (GO): double-stranded DNA binding; ATPase activator activity
Source: RefSeq, a predicted model, not a curated record